UUCAUGAUAUAUUGGUCCUAUUUUUUUCUUUAGCAAACAUCGGGCCAAGGCCUUAUAGCAAACUUACUGAAUUACCGUCGAUCACCCGGUUAUCGUUUGUUGGUUUGGGUCUGAAGAUGAAGACUACACAGAAAAACGAUAAUUUCAGCAGGCAAAAGAGAAACCAGCAAUAAAAAGCCCCCAUUCAAACAGACUAUUGACGAUAUUAAAUCUCGUCUCCGAAUACAACUACCAACCAACUGGUAGCAAUGGAAGGAGGAGGAGGAGAUGAUAAUGGUGUUGUCACAAACAAGUGUUUGGAUAAGGAGAGACAUGCUCUCCUUCAAUUCAAAGCAAACCUUCAAGACCCUUAUGGUGGUCUCUCUACAUGGAGACCUGAAGAUGAUGAAUGUUGUGAAUGGAGAGGAGUCAUGUGUGACGAUGAAACAGGCCAUCAUGUCACAGGGCUUGAGAUUAGAUCUUUUGGUCUUGUAGGUGAGAUUAGCCCUUCAUUGGUUAACUUAACCUACUUGAAUCGUCUUGAUCUUUUCGGAAAUUUCUUUAAUGGAACCAUUCCCAGGUCCUUUGGUUCCUUGACCGAAUUAAUGUUCCUUGACCUUUCAAAUAACUCUUUUUAUGGAACCAUUCCUCAAGAGUUCGGAAACCUCACCAACUUGCAAGAGCUUUCCCUUGGAUACGUUGGAAGAUGUAGUGUUGAAAACAUAGAGUGGUUGUCCCAUCUUUCUCAUUUGGAGAUACUUGAAAUGGAUGGGAUUUCCCUUGCCAAAGCAAACCAGUGGGUAAAUGUGAUUUUGAAUCUCCCAAAACUAUCAGAUUUAAGUUUAGAUGGAUGUGAGCUGUCACAGGUCAUGUAUCCAUAUUCUUCUUCAUUUCUCAACUCUUCUUCUUCUUCAUCUAUUGAAUUCCUUUCUCUCCAAAACAACAAUCUCACCUCAUCCAUGUAUCGUUGGCUGUUCCCAUUAACCACCAAUAAGCUUCGUGUUCUUUUGCUCUCUGGCAACAUGUUAGAUGGGAUACCCAAAUAUCUUGGUAACCUCUGUAGUCUGGAAUAUUUUGCAUUUGAUAACAACUCUGCUGUUGUCAAUUUUCCUGAUUUUCUCAGCAAAUUGUCUGGAUGCACAUCCCUUACACUACAAGAGUUGUAUGCUCGAAGAAACCAAUUUAAAGGGUCACUGCCUGAUUUCAUCCAAAACUUUUCAUCCCUAUCAUUUCUGGGCCUAUCAGAUAAUCACAUGAAUGGAACCAUAAGCGAGAAACUGUGGGAACUACCCAAACUUAAAAAGAUCGACGUUUCUCAAAAUUAUCUUAGUGGUGCCAUCUCUGAAAACAUUGGAAAGUCGAAGGCUCGUAUUAUAAACCUUUCGAAAAACCCACUCCAAGGAGUUCCUUCCGCAGAUCAUAUGUCAAACCUUUCUUCUGUAGAGCAGCUUGAUCUGAGCUCUUGCAACCUAGGGCCCCACUUCCCCAAAUGGAUUCAAAAACUGGAAAAUCUUACCCUUCUUGAUAUUUCCAACACUAGAAUUUCAGAUGCAGUUCCUCCACAAUUUUGGAACAUGCAAUUCAGCUAUUUGAAUCUCUCUUCCAACAACGUCAGUGGGGAAGUACCGGAUCUAUCAAGUUUUGCCAAAAGUAAAUUGAUAGAUUUGAGCUCCAACAGCUUUACGGGUCCAAUACCGGAUCUUCCUUCCAGUUUGGCAUUGUUAAAUCUUUCCAGAAACAAAUUCUCUGGAGGAAUCUCCUUCAUUUGCCAAAUUGUCGAUGGGUUUUUACAAUUUCUUGACCUCUCCCAUAACUCUCUAACCGGACAAAUUCCAGAUUGUUUGUGGCAUUUCAAUGAACUAAAAGUUCUCAAUCUAGGACACAACAGUCUAUUUGGAAAGCUUCCUCCCUCUAUUGGGUCUUUGGUACAACUGGAGGUGUUGUAUUUGUACCAGAACAACUUCUCCGGAGAAUUGUCUUUGUCUUUAAAGAAUUGCACGAGUUUGAGUUUUUUGAAUUUGGGGGCCAACAAGUUUUCUGGUAAUGUGCCUUUUUGGAUUGGGGAAAACUUUUCAAGGCUGUAUGGUCUUAUCCUAAGAUCAAACAACCUCGUCGGAACCAUCCCUUUACAGGUAUGUCAAUUACCGUAUCUUCAAAUUUUAGACUUUUCAAGGAACAAUCUUCAUGGAAGCAUCCCCUCAUGUUUGAAUAAUCUUACGAGAAUGGCUCAAGAAGGAUUUUUACCACCACCAAACGUGCAUUCCUAUACAGCACCUUCACCUUAUUCAUUUUAUAUUAAUUUAUUUCGCAUUGAUGUGGAGUAUGUUGACUAUGCGAUGAUCGAGUGGCAAGGAGAUGAGCGUGAAUUCACCAGUAAUCUGGGAUUGUUGAAGAGCAUUGACCUGUCAAGCAACAAUCUAACUGGACAUAUCCCAUAUGAACUCACCGAUCUCCAUGAACUGCUUGCCCUGAACUUGUCAAAAAACGCUCUACAUGGAGAGAUUCCACAGCAAGUUGGUCAGAUGAAAAACCUUUUGGCUUUGGAUUUAUCUAGAAACAGUUUAUCAGGAGGGAUACCAUCAACCAUGUCUCAAAUGACCUUCUUGAGUUACCUAGACAUGUCGUGUAAUAACUUGUCAGGGAGAAUCCCAUCAAGCACUCAACUCCAGUCCUUUGAACCUUCAAGAUAUGAUGGAAAUGCAGGACUCUGUGGACCUCCCCUUUCCAGAAAAUGUCGAGGAGAUGAAGGAUCACAAGUACCAUCAAUCGUUGAUAAAAGCGAGGGUGAUGAGGAAGACAUAGAUGAACUUGAGAGAUGGUUCUAUAUUGGUGGGGGCACUGGUUUUGUUACUGGGUUUUGUAUGGCAUGUGGCACUCUACUUCUCAACCGUCGUGGUAGGCAUAAGUUUUUUUACUAUUUUGAUGGGUUCAAAGAUUGGGUUUAUAUGAAGGUGGUGGUGUUCAUCGCAAAUUUGCAAAGGGUUAGACAUACAUAGUUUUUCUUUUUAACUUGUUUUCUAGUAUGUAUCUUAUCUUGAACAGACCGUUACUGUUCUUUUUAAGGCUAGGGUCAUCGUAUUGUAAUUUGGCAGGGGUUUUUAAGUUCCCAAUAUCAAUAAAAAUGCCACUAACACCAUGGGUGUCCACUUUAUCGCA
Messenger RNA from Lactuca sativa (garden lettuce), 3135 nucleotides. RefSeq names its product receptor-like protein EIX2. The record is from RefSeq and is a predicted model, not a curated record. Gene Ontology annotation, molecular function: protein binding. Lineage: Eukaryota; Viridiplantae; Streptophyta; Magnoliopsida; Asterales; Asteraceae.